This is a messenger RNA of Camelina sativa (false flax), 492 nucleotides long. The record is from RefSeq and is a predicted model, not a curated record. NCBI's taxonomy places the organism in Eukaryota, Viridiplantae, Streptophyta, Magnoliopsida, Brassicales, Brassicaceae.
UUCAUGCUUGUACAGGGAGAUGCUGAUAAAAAGAUUUGGGUUGAUUUCCAGCAACGUGUAGCCAAAGCCCCUGAACAAGUUCUAAGAUAUUCCCGGAGCUCUGGUGCUAAACCUCUUUGGCCAAUGGCAAGCGGACGAGCCUCUAAAUCUGAGAUACCCAAUUGCAAAUCUUGUGGUGGUUCUCUUUGUUUUGAAUUUCAGGUAAUGCCGCAGCUACUGUUCUUCUUCGGCGGGAAGAACGAUAGGGAAUCUCUCGAUUGGGCAACAAUUGUGGUGUACACGUGUGCGAACUCAUGUGACUCGAGCUUAAGUUACAAGGAAGAGUUCGUCUGGGUUCAACUAUAUAGUCAGACAACUUAGAAUAUUCUCCUCUGUUUCUGUUCCUUGCUUGCUGUUGCCUCGAAAGUUUUGUUCCUAAAGGAUCCGAUCGAACCGAACCUAGUAUUUGUAAACUUUUCAUGGGUUUUUAAAAUUUUAAAAUUGCUUCGUCUA